AUGGCGACGGCAUCGGAAAAGGCAAGAGGAAUCGGCGGAGGUGAUCGAACGGCGAAAGCAAUAGUCGCCGAUCAGAUCUCACAAGCCGUUAAUUCUACUGCUAACCUUCUCCACCUGAUGAGUCAAUCGUCUUCUUCUCAGGCUCAAUUAGCAAAGCUCCCGAAGAAUCUUUUGGCGAAAGCUUCCUUGACUAAGGCAACUGGACAAGCCUUGGCGCAGCUUCCUCAAGUGAUUUCAUCUCUGGAUGCUCAUAUAGAAAGCGGAUUGAACAGCGGCGUUCAUCUAAACACAGUAACCCAGUUACUUGAAAACAUGGAAAGCACUCAGCUUCGUGCUCUUCGAGAGUCUAAUAUAUCCCCUGUGGUAUAA
Messenger RNA from Thlaspi arvense, 369 nucleotides. The record is from the annotation of a GenBank genome assembly. NCBI's taxonomy places the organism in Eukaryota, Viridiplantae, Streptophyta, Magnoliopsida, Brassicales, Brassicaceae.